UCCGAGAGAGAAAUAGAGAGACAAGAGAUUUGACAUGUCGGAGAUAAGUUUAUGGAACGAAUCACUUGUUGCUGGGUCUUUGACUCCAUCCAACCAAAAAACUUACAAAGUGACCAAGAGGGUUCAUGAAGGGAAGAAACCUUUGUGUUCUGUUGUUUUUAACUUCAUUGAUCCUCGUUUCUACAAUUUCUUUGUCACCGCUGGUGGAAAUGGGAUUAAUAUGUACAACUGUCUUGAAGAUGGAGGCAUAUCUUCAUUGCACUCUUACACUGAUGAAGAUAAGGAGGAGUCAUUUUACACUGCAAGCUGGACGUGUAGCCUCCUUGAAAGGAACCCAUUUGUUGCGGCUGGAGGAUUGAAAGGCAGAAUCCGAGUCCUUAACCUCCAAAAUAAUAUUAUUAAGACCCUUGUGGGCCACCAGGGUUCAGUGAAUGAAAUUAAGACACAUCCUAUGAUACCUCAACUUGUGCUUUCUGCUAGCAAUGAUGGAACUGUUCGAUUGUGGAAUGUUGAAACUGGGAUAUGUGUUCUGGUAUUUGCUGGUAGUGGAGGUCAUGAAUCCGCAGUUCUAAGUGUGGACUUUCAUCCUUAUGAUAUGCACCGUUUUGUUAGUUGUUGUAUGAAAACCACUACUAAGGUAUGGUCAAUGAAAGAGUUUGGGAAACAUGUCGACGAGUCAUUCACAUGGAAGGAUGAUCCAAAAACAUUCCAAACACAAGUUGUACAAUUCCCUGUAUUUACAGCUUCAGAUCGUAUGACUAUAGUAGAGUGUAACUGCUGGGUUGGUGAUUAUAUUCUUUCAAAGAGUAUGACGGAUAAGAUCCUGUUGUGGCAACCACAACUUAAAGAGAAUUCUCCUGGAGAGGUUACUUUAGAUGUUCUAUGUCGAUACCCUAUUCCAAAGUCUUAUCUCGGGCAUAUUAAGUUUUCCUGCGACCUCCCUAUGAAUUAUGUUUCAAUAGGGAAUCAGAAAGGCAAGAUUUAUGUCUGGGAUUUAAAGACUCGCCCUCCUGUUUUGAUUACAGUGUUAUCACACUAUCAAUCAAAGUCUUUGAUCAAGCAAACCGCUAUGUCUACUGAUGGAAACACAAUUCUUGCUGCCUCCGAGGACGGGACAUUAUGGCGUUGGGACGUGAAGAGGGUCUAGAAAAAGAUGUGCUGGCUAACUUUCUAGAAGUACAUAAGGAAUAAGGAAUAAUGAUAAGAGACAGGUCAGAGGAUCUGGGAUAACUGUCAGCUGGUGCUGCGAGUAUUUAAUUAGUCUGCUACCUUCUAGAAGUACAUAAGGAAUAAGGAAUAAUGAUAAGAGACAGGUCAGAGGAUCUGGGAUAACUGUCAGCUGGUGCUGUGAGUAUUUAAUUAGUCUAUAAGUAAAGAGUCUAAGGGGAGAGAUAUCAAUGAUUUGAUCAAGUGGUUGUAAAGAGACAAGAGUCUCUCGUGUGGAACGCUCUCUUUGUAAUCCUUGUUUUUGAAUCAAUAAUAGAAACAUUAUCUUCUCUUAAGUCACAAGUGUUCUUAUCAACAUGUUACAAUCUACUUAACACAAGCCAAGUAGUUUUUGUAGGAACUGAUGGAUUAGGAGUCUUAAGAUAUGCAUUGUUACAAAAGCGGAAUAUCUAUCUAGCAAUAAGCAUAUUGCUGUUUAUAUUGCUAUUCCCUGUGACCUGAAGAUCCUUAUUUAUAGCCUCAUUACCUUCACUUUGGUAACCAAACGUUUUUCCAAGGGAACAACAACAGUGGGUUCAAGUACGACACUACACACAACAACAAUAACUUCGAAGCUGCGCAUAACAACAGUAGCAGCAAGUACGACACUGCACACACCAACAGCAGCUUCGAAGCUGCGCAUAACAACAGUAGCAGCAACAGGUUUCAGCUUGUGUUUGAUUCUCCACCGUUCGAUAUGGCCUCAUUCGAUCACAGAGAUGAUAUGUCAAUGCCGGGAACGAUGGAUGCUAUGCAGCAGCAGAAGCAGCAAGAUGUAUCCAUUUGGUUCUAAGUCUUGGGGGGAAUAGAUUUCAUCUUCUCUUUAUUUUUAUCUCUUGUGUUCUUCUUACAUUCACUCUACAAUGUAAUAUUUUUCUGGGUCUGUCUCUCUGUCUCCUCGCUUGUAAUGUGUUUGUAAGAGUCUCUGAAACUCUCUGUUACUGUGUGUGUCUUGUUCUCGCCCUGGCGAAACUCUCUUAUCGUCAGCUUCUUUUAGUUUAUACACCCCAUACUCGGGGGACGAACAUAAUGUAAGUUUUCAUAUUUUAUAAAUGUAAUUUGGAGUUUCUCUUAA
Raphanus sativus (radish) is the source of this 2281-nucleotide messenger RNA. Its product is annotated as polycomb group protein FERTILIZATION-INDEPENDENT ENDOSPERM-like. Gene Ontology annotation, biological process: negative regulation of transcription by RNA polymerase II. Lineage: Eukaryota; Viridiplantae; Streptophyta; Magnoliopsida; Brassicales; Brassicaceae. Gene Ontology annotation, cellular component: ESC/E(Z) complex. The transcript is spliced from 13 exons. Gene Ontology annotation, molecular function: nucleosome binding; protein binding. The coding region runs from base 35 to 1147 and encodes 370 amino acids. The record is from RefSeq and is a predicted model, not a curated record.